AUGUUAGGAAGGAUCGACCUUACCGAUAUUGGCGACGAAUCGACUCCACUUGCCUUGGAAACCAAUAAGAAACGACAAUUGAAUCCGACUUACAAUUUGUGGUCGCCAGCGCCAAACUCAGUACCCUCUACUACACUUCAAUUGGAUGAUCACAUGUUCGUCGUAGGUGAUAUUACCAAUGUUCAGGCAUCUAAAACAGUCAUUAAAGAGAAAAGUAAUGUAUGCAAAACAGAUAUUUUUAACGAAUUGUAG
Molecule: messenger RNA, 252 nt
Organism: Acaulospora colombiana
Lineage: Eukaryota; Fungi; Glomeromycota; Glomeromycetes; Diversisporales; Acaulosporaceae
Source: the annotation of a GenBank genome assembly